AAGUGAGAGUAAAAAGGCGAUGGAUUCCAUUUCCGUCGUCGGUUGGAUUCCAUUUCCUUGGAAGGCCGCUUUUACCGUAGAAUUCCUUUCGGCGUACGCGUAUGCUGAGACGUGGCACCAUCAUCGUGGAAAAACAUGUGGUAUGACUUUGGAAGUCACACACAUGAUUAGAGAAAAGCGUUCCCGUACUUCCUCUCAGAUCCAAUUAUUCCUGCUUUUUCCAUUGGUGCUUACGUCACAUAAAAGAAUUCCCGUAACUUCCCAUGAGUUGUCAUCUUCCCUUUCGCUGACAGGGGAGUCAGCCACAUCUCCCGGUCGCCAUCCUCUCUCUCUCUCUCCCCUUCGGAUUCCUCCAGCCGCAGCAGUACUUCCCAUACUUUAGAUUCCACAGCGUCUUCCAUCUCUCUCUUACGGACACACGCCCAAUUCCCAUGGAGUCCAAAUGCCUCCGUCUCCGUUCCAACCUUCCUCUCCAUCCCUCCACCCGCUCUUCCGCCGAGGCCACUACCAGAGACCGCGGCUCCUAUUCACUCCCCAUCAAACUCGACCGCCGAUGCUUUCCCGCCACCGCCACGCCUCCCCUUAGCUUUAAGCACGCGCCUAUUCGCCCUCUUUCCUCCCUUCUUGUAGUCCCCAAGUGCUCUUCCGAUCCCGAUGCCGCUACCGGCGGCUCCGACCUCGCCCCCGUCCCCGUCUCCGCCCGCACCUUCACCGCCUGGGACAUGGCCAGCCUCUGGGUGGGCCUCGUCGUGGGUGUUCCCGCCUACUACCUCGCCGGCAGCCUCGUCAACCUCGGCAUGGCCUGGUGGCAGGGCGUCGCCACCGUCUUCGUCGCCAACCUCGUCGUGCUCUUCCCCCUCGUCCUUACCGGCGUCCCCGGCACCCGGUACGGCGUGCCCUUCCCGGUCCUCGCCCGCGCCGCGUUUGGCGUCCGCGGCGCCCACGUCCCGACCCUCCUCCGCGCCCUCGUCGGCUGCGGAUGGUACGGCAUCGAGACCUGGAUCGGCGGUCAGGCCGUGUUCCUCCUCCUCCCGGCCGCGCUCAAGAGUUCCGCCUCCGCACUGUCCGUCAUUCCCUGGCUGGGCACCUCACCGUUGGAGUUCUCCUGCUUCUUGGUCUUCUGGCUGGCCCAAAUGGGCACCAUCUUGCGGGGGAUGGACGGGAUUCGGGAGCUCGAGAAGUACUCGGCGCCGAUCCUCAUCUUCCUCUCGUCGGCCCUCCUCUGCUGGGCCUACGUCAAGGCCGGCGGCUUCGGGCGCAUGCUUUCCACGCCUUCCCGCCUCUCCACCGCCGAGUUCUGGAAUCUCUUCUUCCCUUCGCUCACCGCCAACAUCAGCUACUGGGCGACGCUGGCGCUCAACAUCCCGGACUUCACCCGCUACGCCCGCAGCCAGAAGGACCAAAUCCUCGGCCAGGCCGGCCUCCCCGUCUUCAUGGGCGCCUUCACCUUCCUGGGCCUGGCGGUGACCUCCGCCACCGAGGUCAUCUUCGGCCGCGUCAUCUCCGACCCCAUCCACCUCCUUGGCCAGAUAGGGGGCCUCUCCACGACCAUCGUCGCCAUCUUCGGCAUCAGCCUCGCCACCAUUACCACCAACAUCGCCGCCAACGUGGUCGCACCCGCGAACGCCCUCGUGAAUCUUAGCCCGUCGGCGUUCACGUUCCGUAAGGGCGCCCUCUUGACUGCUUUGCUGGGCAUCGCUUUCCAGCCCUGGAGGCUGCUGAGCUCCAGCGAGAGCUUCGUCUACACUUGGCUGCUCGGGUACUCCGCGCUCAUGGGACCAAUCGGAGGCAUAAUUAUAGCCGAUUACUACCUGGUGAAGCGGAUGGAACUGGACAUGAGUGCGUUGUACUCGAACGACCCGCGAGGCUCUUACUACUAUCAGAAAGGAUUCAAUGUCGCGGCAAUGGCCGCUCUGGUUGCGGGCAUCCUGCCGAUACUGCCGGGCCUCCUUCACAAAGUCGGCAUUUUGGCAAGCACUUCGGGGGCAUUCGUUGUGGCCUACAACAACGCCUGGUUCGUGAGUUUCUUCAUUGCUGGUGUUGCCUACUGGAUUCUUUCUAGCUCAGGAAGAAGGUGGAAGGGCGCUCAUAAUGCUUGAUAUAGUAUCGUCGAUUCCUGCAUCAAUAACAAGAAAACAAUUCUUAGCUGAAAGCUGAAGCCAUCUAAAGAAGUAAACUGAGAAUGAAUCAGAGAUCAAUCAAAGCAAUAGUUCCCUUGGUUGUUUAAUCGAAGAUGAUUGGUCUGUAAUGUGUUCAUGGUGAACUGUUGAGAUAAGUAAUUAAGGGCAUCAGCUCAAGAUGAGGUGAAGAGGUUUCAGCAGUUCAUAUGUCUUAUUUUACACUUGAAUUUAUUUAGUGAUUUCUUUAA
Musa acuminata subsp. malaccensis (wild Malaysian banana) is the source of this 2368-nucleotide messenger RNA. Its product is annotated as purine-uracil permease NCS1-like. Gene Ontology annotation, molecular function: nucleobase transmembrane transporter activity. Gene Ontology annotation, cellular component: plasma membrane. The record is from RefSeq and is a predicted model, not a curated record. Gene Ontology annotation, biological process: transmembrane transport; nucleobase transport. Lineage: Eukaryota; Viridiplantae; Streptophyta; Magnoliopsida; Zingiberales; Musaceae.